GAUUAUUUAACAUGAGUGUUGUUCUGGUGUAGUUACAACGAAUUUGUGAGUAUAAAGUGAAGGUUGACAAGUUUUUGUUGAUUGUUGGAUGAUUUUGAUUACAAAAAAUUGCAAAAAUACUUUGUAUUUAUGGAAUUAACUUAAAAAGUUGCUCGGGCAAAAAAUGUAGGGUUUUAAAUAAAGUUCAUAUAUUAUAAAGAAAAUACUGUGAUAAUCUUCGCCAUUUGAGGCUGUGAUUUAGGUAAAGUAGUUAAUAAUUUGAUUUAAAAUCAUGUCAGACGAAACAGGCAUCGUUAAAAAAAUAAUAGAAACAAAAAAACAGACGGAAGAAUUAAAAACUCAAUUACAAAACUUAAUAGACGAAGGGAAAAAUUUAUUCCGUCCGUCACAAUCAACAUCGAAUUUGUUAAUAAGUAAAAAUGAAGAACCGUUAAAAUCGCCAAAUAAAGUACAAAUAAUGAAAUCUUACGAAAACAAACAUUCCCAACAAAAAUCCGAUCCGAACAUUCCAAAAAAGACUGAAAAUACCGACGUCCCCAAGAAAUCACGUUCAUAUGAUGUGAAAGAAGCGCGAAAAUAUAUUAAGAAACAAAAGGAAAAACGUCUAGAACAAUCUAAGGUCAAUAACGAAUCGAAAAUAAAUGCCGAACUACAAAAACAAAAAUUACAGGAAUUACAUAAAAAAUCGAUGUUAUUAUUAGCUCAAAAUGUAAGAGCAAAACGGGAAAGGUCAAACACAAGAGACAAAAAUACAUAUGUAAGGCCACAAGAUACUACCACAACACAAAAUAUAGGAAGGAGUAAAUCUAUGGAUAGAAUAAGUAGUACUGGUCCUGGUAAAUCCAGAAAUCCAAAUUUGUUGUACCCUCCAUCACCAACAUUUAAAAAUAAGUCUUUAGAUCCCAAUGUGAAAGCUACUGCUGUGGAAAAAGGUCAACCAGAAAAAUUUGUCAUAUUAGCAAGAAACUUUACCCGCGGAGCUACUAAACGUGAAGCAACUAUAAACCAAUCAGCUUCUAUAACAUUCAGACAAAAAAUAGAUUUAGAUAAAAAUACAAAUGAAACACGUAAGGAUAUGGAAAAUAUUCAAGAAUCUAAUAAUGAUGAUCAAGAUGUAAUUUUCAAACCAAACGAUGGUCCAAAAAUUAAGAAAUUGCAUCACUUAACAACCCAAAACCUGUUUAAUAAAGAGUUCGAAGAAAGUGAUAACCAAAUACUUUCUUCAGUCAAGCCUUGUGGGGAUUCUAUAAAAAACAUUCUGGAGUAUAAAUCUCCGCUUUCUAAUAUCUCUAACAUCACUAUAAGACCUCAAAACGCUAGUUUAGUGGAAAAGGCUAAUGAGACAUGUACUCCCAAACAAACGCUUAGAGAAGACAAUAGUGUGAAUAAAAAAGCAGAAGGAAUUGCAAAGCAUUCGAAAGAAAUCCAAACUGAGAUUAUUCAUAACGAAUGCCCAAAGUGGCUCAAAGAACAACCCCCUCAAGCAUAUCCAUUUAAUUUCAUUAAUACAGUAACAAGAAAGUUGCAGGUAGCUAACAGUCAAAAACUAAAGACAGACAUAGGUAUACAAAAUUCUUUAAUGAGCCCAACGCAAGCUGAAAAGAAAGAAAUUCCACCAACGGAUAACAAAGUAGAUUCCAAUUGCAAAACAGAUUUGAAAUCUUUCAUAACUCAUACAUGUUUAAAUUUAGAUCCCGCUGCUAUAGAACAUUUAGAACUUAUACCUAAAAAAACGUACGAUACACAAAAAAUUUCGACGCAUAUAACCGAAACUGAAAGUGAAUCUGAUACUUCCAAAAAUAUCCCGGAGAUAUCGAGUGAAAGUGGAACUUCCUUAAAGAAAAACAAAGAAUCCGUUAGAAAGGCUUUAACGAUCAACACAGACAAAAUAGAUAAUAUGAAACUAAUUUCUCACCGAUCCGCAUCUCUGAUACCCACACAAUCAAGUAACAAUAACCAAAAAUACGGUAACAAAUCGUCGUACGCGUCGGAUUUCAAUACAGACAUCGAAACUGAAUCCAGCUUGGAUAGAAGUCGGAGAUCUAUUAUAAGCUUCAACAGGUCUGGAUACAACAAAGUCAUAAUACCUCAACCAGAACAACCGAGCGUCGUCCCGUCUCCUAGAAGUCAAACCUCGCGUAGUAAAAACGCUUCGACUAUCAAUACUGAUGAUUUAUCAAAGAGCAUCAGAAGCAACAGAAAUGAAAGUGAAUCUCGGUUUGGAGAGGUUAAGGAAGGGGGUGAACCUACAACCGAACAUUAUAACGUCGAUGAUGAAGUAAAGAAUAGCGAAGAUCAAAUCAUAACGUCCAGUAAGAAUUCAGCUGCAGAUACAGAAAUCCGAAUGUCCAGUAGCAUAAGUACGAACCUCUCGAGAUCCAUUAAUAAAAAUAUCAAUAGCAGAAGAGGAUCUUCUAGUCUCAAAGAAGAAAAUGAAACAAAUGUUGUGCCUCUAAGUGAACCUAAGAUAUCUCUAACGAAGGAUGCUGAUAGGAUCAAGUCUAAUUGUACAGAUAGAAGUAGUCAAAUGGUUAGAAAUUUGUCUGUGAGAUCGAGUAAAGUGUCAACCAAAACGGAUGCGAAAGACGCUAAUCAAAUUCAUUUGAAAUUUGAAGCUGAAAUACACCUAUUGAAUGAUUUUAAUGAAUCUUUAAGGAGAUUUUCCGCAUUGGAACAGGCAUUGGAGACUUUGAAAACCAAUAAUACGAUAACUUCUAAAAAUCUUCGAAACGGAAACGUCGAAACGUCUUCGAAGGCGCCAACGAAAACCAACGAAAAAGUUAGAUCGAAAGAAAAUCAAUCGCAAAUGUCUCAAAUUAACUUUUCCAGAGGUUCCUUCAUAAAUACGUCUAUUGGCGAAGAUUUAGAUGUUCUGGCAAAUUCGGCUCUCGAUAAAGACACCAGUCUUCUUUCUACAGGUUUAGAAGUUUCUAAUUUGAAUUCGAUCGAUCCGUCGAUGUCUGUAAAUAGCUUGGAUCAUUUAUCGAAUUUCGAAAAUUUACAGAAUGUCAAUUGUGCUGGAUUAUCCCUUAAUAUGUUCGAACAACUAAUUAAAGACGAAGAUGCCCGACUAGAAAAUUUGAAGACCAUUUUAAAAAUUAGAGAACAAGCUCUACUGGAUAGAACUAAAGGUGAAUUGGCUUGGUUGGAAAUACAAAGAAAACAUUUCAAAGAAACCGGGAAAUUGCAUGAGGCUUCUGUUAUAAAGAAAAAGCAAAGAGCUAUUUUGGUGAAUCAUCAGAAAGAAAAACAUGAAAUGCAAAGGCUUAAACAAAUGCAAAAAGCGGCGUCAAUUGAGCGAAAGAUAGUUCUCAAAGGACAUCGUAAUUUAAUUAGACAGCAACUAUCGACGGAUAAUAUGUUGACAAAAAUGAAGGUACACGUACCGAAGGAACGUAGGUCAUCAGGUCCAUUGAAAGUACUGCAGAGUCAUACGGAAUCUAUAAGAUCUGAAACUUCAAUUACCAAACGAAGCUCGAGCGAUAGGGAGAAAGAUGUACUAAGCAUCACUUCGACUACUCAUCAUUCUAUCAUAUCAGAAGUAUCUGAAAUCGAUGUACCUUCUAAAGAAGUACCGUCCUUGGAACGACAAAAUUGUAUAAAGAGAACUCUUUUGAUGCGCGAAGAGGCGUUGAGAAAACGAAGAAAAGCAGCCGAAGAAUUGUUACAAUGGCACAAAAAGUUAUUGGAAGAAGAAAAAAGAAUAACCGUAUUAGAAUCCGCAGCCAGUGCCAUAAUUUCUCAAAAACCUAAUACGGCAGCCGCAAGCGAAAAGUUCAAUUUCAAAGGAAAACAACUCAAUCAAUUAUGGUUCAAUUUGACAGGUAGCGAAGGAAAGAAAUUCGUCGAUGACAAAAUCUACCCCAUGUCUCAACUAGCAUUGGAGCGUUUCUGCAAGAGUGCUCGAGAGUAUUCGCUUAAAACAAAAACUUUACUCAAAAAAUCUAGUGAAAAUGAUAUGAGUGUCAGUGAAAACAUUCCGACGCAAAAGACAAGCUCCGACAACGAUUAUGUAUCAGAUUUCGAAGUCGAAUCUUCACCAAUCAUAGAAGAACCGGAUGUCGUCGACCAGAGCAUUGACAUUUUAAUAAACAAUUUCAAUCAAAUACAAGAUGAUAUUUCCACAUUGAAUAUAAGCCGGACACGAAAAUCAGACGAAAGUCGAUCAGAUGAAAUCGCCAGCGAAGCAGAAAUAUCAGUCAUCGAAACGAAUACGUUGUUAUCUAAUAAACAAAAAGCUAUUUUAGGUUUAAUCGAAGACGAUAAAGAAACCAUCGAUGAAAAAUUUUCAGAAGAAUUGAAUACUUCGCCAAAAAUGAAAACCGACAGUAGUUUAGAAGAAUCUGUAAAAACAGACAUACUAGAAUUGGAAAUGAAUGGGCAGGAACCCAUAAAACGAAAAGAAACUCCAAAUUUCAAUGAUAAUAAUAAGGAAUUGAUCGAUGAAAUUUCAGAAGAAUUGAUGACGUCUGUAAAUGAAAACUCUGAGAAAUUAAUAACUGACAUACCAGAACUAGAACCGAAUAAAAAUGAAAUCAAAAAACAAAAAGUAACUCAAGGUUUUGAUGAAAACAAUAAGGAAUCCAUUCAUGAUAAUUCAGAGGAAUUGAAGACAUCUAUAAAGGAAAAUUCGGAGAAAAUAAGAACCCACAGUAUUUUAGAAGAAUCUUCAAAAACACACGUACCAGAAUUGGAACUAAACGAGAAAGAACCCAAGAAAAGGAAAGUAACUCCAAGUUUCAAUGAAAACAAUAAGGAAUCCAUCGAUGAAAAUUCAGAGGAAAUGAAGACGUCUGUGAAGGAAAUUUCGGAAAAAUUAAGGACCGAUAGUAUUUUAGAAGAAUCUUCAAAAACACACGUACCAGAAUUGGAACUAAACGAGAAAGAACCCAAAAAAAGGAAAUUAACUCCAAGUUUCAAUGAAAACAAUAAGGAAUCCAUCGAUGAAAAUUCAGAGGAAAUGAAGACGUCUGUGAAGGAAAUUUCGGAAAAAUUAAAAACCGAUAGUAUUUUAGAAGAAUCAUUAAAAACAGACAUUCCACAAUUAGAACUAGAAUCAGUUCUGGCAGAUUCCUGUGAAAAAUCGAAAAGUUCUCCUAAGAAUAUUGAACUUAUUAUAAUCAAAGAUAUAUCCGUUACAUUUAACGAAAAAAUAAAUGAAACCAAAUUUGAAAAGACAGAUGUAUCAAAUACAAAUAUAUCAAGAAAAAUAAACGAUAUUUCUAUUCCUCACAAAACCUUUAUCGACAAUGAACUUACUAAAGAUGAUUUGUUGGUACAGAAAAAUAUUGUAGAUGACAUAGCAGUAGAAGAACCACACAUUAAUACUGUAUCAACGGAAACUAAAGAAAGUUUAAACGAAUCUCAAGAAAUUCUAUCGAUUUUAGGCGAAACUGAAGUGAAGACCGGUUCGGAUGAAGAAAUAGUUGAGGAUCAAACGAAAAAUAACUUAACGGAAACUGAAGAAAUACUUUCGAAACUGAGUCAUAUUGUUACAGUGGAAGAUACCAGUAGAAAGGAACGAGAAAAGAGUAAAGAAGAACCUGUUUUAAAUACUGAAGACGAAACUGAAUUGACAGGUUCUCCGCUAAAAUCCGAAGAUUUGACCAAUUCUUCUAAAACCGAUCAAGAUAUGCUGAGUGAAUCUUUGAUAAGGUUAUAUGUGAUUAGCGGAAGAGAUCAGUGGGAUAAAGAUGAUAACGAAGUUUUACAAGACGUUUCUAGCUUAGAACAAAUUAUUACCAACGGAUUAGAUGAAAGUAAAUUUUUGUUGCAAGUAAAAGAUUUAAACCAAGAAGAAUCCGGGAAAAUCGAAGAAACGAACGUCGUUAAUACGAAAUGGCAGGAAGGCGAUGAUGAACUUAAAUCAGACGAAGAAAACGAGGAAAGCAAAUUAAUAGAAUCCGAUAAAUCUAACGAAUCUUUUAUUAUCAACGAUGAUGUGAUUCAAAAGCAAGAAGAUGAUUCAGAAGAAUCAGAAAAGUCAUCGAAAGUUCCGGAAGAAAUUGAAACAGGCGAGGAUUAUUCUAUAACGGAGGAAGUAAGCAGUGCUAAAACCAGUUCAAAACCGAUAUCUAAUCUUAGCUAUGGUAUUAUUGAAAAAUCUCGUGUCGAAUAUACCAAUGAUGAUACUGAUGUGAAUACCGACAAGGAAGAUGGGUGCCAAGAAGAAAAAGAACACGAUUCGCUUUCUUCGAACGUCGAAGAAUCAUUUAGUGAUUUAUCAGAACAAGUAUCAAUGGCACAUGGUGAUAUCGAUAAAAACAAAACGCUUCUUGAAGAAAAAAUCGAUGACUCGUUAAUAAAUAAAAGUAAUUCUGAGGUUACUGUCGACGUUAAGAAGCGGGUAUCCGAAAUUUUAUCAGAUACCAACGCGUCUAGAGGCGAUAAAAGUCCUAGGCUGCAGGAUAUUUAUGUUACUACUUACGAUUUGAUCAGCCCGACGAAUUCACCCGAAAGAGCUCCCUCGAGUCCUAUUGAGGAACAUAAAUUAGUCACUAGUAUAUUCAAUAGCGAAGCUGAAGAACUUUUGAGGAAACAGUUAGCGGUUGAACAAGAAAUCAAAGCCAUUACUGAACAGCAAAAAGAACAAUUACCUUUAAUGUACAUCCGAGAAAUUCCGAAUAAACCACCACCGCCUUAUAUUCCUCCAUCUCCAAUAAAUAUAAUAACUACUCCGACGAUUAUACCAACCGCCGAGGAAAUUGAGGAAAUUACAUUAUAUUCAGCGAAAAUAUUACAUAAAGCUUAUUUAUCGAAUAAUUUAACAAAUGUUAGCAUUUCCAAUAACACGUUGAGUCUGAUAUCCAAAAAUAUCUCCAAGGAUUGUUAUAAGUUUGUAUUCAAUUUGUGUAAAGAAAUCGCACAAGAUCAUUACAAACAAUUUGAGGAAGAUAAUUCUCCCCCUUGGUUACGCAUUCAAAAAAAAAUAGGAUCCGGUCUAGUGAAGCCAUUAGAUACGGAAGGCUUGAAAAUUCAUAUGAUAAAAAACCUUAAAGAACUAUUCGGAUAUGAAAGAUCAUCUAAACGAGACAAUAAUAAAAUCAAGUGGAUCAAGAAGAAACGAGAUCAUGUUGAUGAAAUUUUGGUAGUGGAAUGCCAACAAGAAGAAACCCAAUGGACCAAUUAUCGAAAAGACGAACUGUUGGUAAAAGACAACAUUGUUAAUGAAAUAUUUGAUAGUUUAUUAAUCGAUACGGCACAGGUAUUCAAAAAAAUAUUUCUAAAAAGAAAUUUGUAAUCUUUUUUGUUAUAUGAAAGACUGAUCUAGAUGAUAUUAAACGAUAUCCAGUUUUAUGGAAAUGUAAGAAUUUUGUAAAAAAUAUGAUAUUGUACUAAUUUGGUUGUAAUAUUAGCAGCUCUUAUCGAUAACACUGGUAAACAAAAAAUUUGUGAAUAACAAGACAAAUUUUAACUGAUUGUUUGGGAACGGGAUCAAGUGAAGUAAAAUUAUACUCAACAACAAAAUAUUAAUAUUACCUAAAUGCAUAAGACAGUUUUUGACACCGAUAUGAUUUUUUUACCAAGAUUGAAGAGAUAACAGUUUGCAAUAUCGAUUUUUGUUCCUUUAAUUCAGAAUCUGGAAGUUUUAAAUAAUGGAUAUGAGAAACCAGUAUCAGGGGCUACCAAAAUCUUUAUAAGUUACAAUUCCUUGUUACAAAAUUUUGUUGACCAGUGUAAUUGACCAUUUUAAAGUAUUAUUUUAUACCGUAAACUGCGGUUGAUUUGAUCAAUUUAACAAUUUGGUAUCGUGUAUUUUUCCAAGCUAACAUCUUAAAAUUUGAAAAAAUAAAAAUGACAAUAUCAGAAUUUAUUGUUCUUUUAAUGUGUCAAUUAUAAAAUUAUUAAUUGUUUAUAGUUAAAAGAAAAGUGAUCAAAGUUUAUACUCGAGUGGGCGCGUUAUUGGUUGUUUCAUGAGUGGUCGUGUGUUUAAAAAAAACAAAAACUUUAAAUCUUCAACUUUCAUUUAUUUAUUAAAACCCUAAACAAGUGUACAGAAGAAAAUAUAAUAAUUUCUAUUGCUCAUUAUAUGUCCAUUUUUAAGCAUUAUUUCCUUGUAGUUCUAUCGAGCUUACAAUCCUAACGACGAUGUCUUGCACAUUCUCUUCAUAUUGAUUCAGGUUGCUUCUCGUCAACAGCUAAAGAGGAAAUUGUCAAUAAUUUUAUAUUGUAAUUGCAUAAUAAAUUUGCUAAUCGGUCUCUGCAUCUCAUAAAUCUAUUUUAUCACGGAUAGAGCCUCUUCAUCAACAUCAUGCUCAGCUUGCCCUUCGUAUCCUCUACUAUUUCUAUACGGACUUUUCGUUGCCCGAUCAUUUUCUAAAACUAUUUAGUACUUUCACAACUUUUGUGUCAACAUCUUUGGCAUUAAUAUCAUUUUCAUUUGGUAAAACUGUAUGUCAUUCAAAGUGUAAAUUCCUGUGGAACAGAAUCCACUCAUCAUAUUUAUAUUGAUUCUUGAAUCAGUAUCUAUAUGGAUGAUUGGGCUUUGGUUCUAACUUUUAUAAAUGAUAUUUGAUAUGAGAUACAGAAAAGUAUCUUUGGGCGUUUUGUUAGACUUCCAUUCAAAUAAUUCCAUAAUUAUUUUUGGUGUUUUUGGAAAGUUCUGGCAAUUUCAGCAAAAUGACGAAUUAUUUUCAUGGAGUUCAUUUUAUGAAAUCAUCAUUUAUAUUUUUUCCAUAUAAUAUGCACUUUCCAGUAUAAUGUAAAUAUCAGUUGAUUCAACUUUUAUAUAUUUAUAUUAUUUUUGUUUAUUCAAUUGUUUUUACAAAACAAUUCAUAACACAAAUAUUGUCAUUAUGUAUAUUCGUUUCCGAUAUUGUCAUUUUAAUUUCAUCGAUGCUGGACACAAUCGUAUUAUUUUAUUAUUUCUUAUGUUGUAAGUUAUUACUUAUUUUAAGAUAUUGUAUUAUUUUUAAUAUUUUAAUGUACAAAACUGAACCGCAAACAAAAA
Molecule: messenger RNA, 8950 nt
Organism: Diorhabda carinulata
Lineage: Eukaryota; Metazoa; Arthropoda; Insecta; Coleoptera; Chrysomelidae
Product: centrosome-associated protein 350-like
Exons: 12
Coding region: 272-7240 (2322 amino acids)
Biological process (GO): microtubule anchoring
Cellular component (GO): centrosome
Molecular function (GO): microtubule binding
Source: RefSeq, a predicted model, not a curated record